Penicillium cataractarum is the source of this 1254-nucleotide messenger RNA. RefSeq names its product cytochrome P450. NCBI's taxonomy places the organism in Eukaryota, Fungi, Ascomycota, Eurotiomycetes, Eurotiales, Aspergillaceae. Gene Ontology annotation, molecular function: iron ion binding; oxidoreductase activity, acting on paired donors, with incorporation or reduction of molecular oxygen; heme binding. The transcript has 2 exons. The record is from RefSeq and is a predicted model, not a curated record. Bases 1 to 1254 code for a protein of 417 amino acids.
AUGAUUAUCCGCAUCUGGCAGGCCAUUUGGCUGCUUGUUGGGGGGUUUCUUCUCCAUCGCCUUUGUCUAGUUAUCUAUCGGGUCUUCCUCCACCCACUGCGCGCGUUCCCCGGCCCUAAGCUUUAUGCGGCCUCAUACCUUCCCUACCUAUAUCAGAACAAGAUUGCCGGAACUUUCGUCAAAUAUAUACUUAGGAUCCACGAAAUCUAUGGCCCGGUCAUUCGCAUCUCCCCUAACCAUCUCGCCAUUGACGGAUCUAUCGGAUGGUCCGAGGUCUUCGCUCGUCAUUCUAACGUUCCCGAAUUUGAGAAGACACCAACCUUCUAUGGUCCAAGAAACGGAAUCGGCAUAUUACCUGCUCGCCAAGAGGACCACCAGCGUCAGCGCCGCCUUAUAGCAUAUGCUUUUUCCCCAGCCGCCUUAGCCGAGCAAGAGUCGUACCUUAAAUAUUAUAUCGAUCUCCUAAUGAAACGCUUAAGAGAGCGCAUGCUAACGGGGGACCCAGUCGACAUGGCUAGAUGGUACAAUUAUUUAACCUUCGAUAUUAUCGCGGAAUUGGCGUUUGCUGACCCGUUCAAUUGCCUCGAAAAAUCCGAUUGCCAUCCCUUGGUCUCUAUGAUCUUCAGCGGCAUCCGGGGUAAUGCCCAUAUAUCCUUCUUCGAGCAGUACCCCGUUUUACGCCCGUUGGUCAAUUUCAUGGCGACAAAAGACGACAUGGAAAAACGACGACAGUAUUACGCGAUGGCUCGUGCUAAGACAGAAAAGAGGAUCACACUUGGGGCCGACACCCGUAAGGAUUUCAUGACCUACAUCCUCCGUAAUAAUAAGGACGGAACAGGCAUGACUCAUGAAGAAAUUCUUGCCAAUACGCGCACACUGAUCGGCGCAGGCAGUCAUACCACGGCAUCCGCUUUGGCAGGACUGACAUUCUACUUGACCAAAUCUCCUGAGGUAUAUAGUAGGCUUACAGGGGAGAUUCGCUCGACUUUCUCAUCCGAAGAUGAUAUCAACAUGAAGUCUACUGCUGCUCUUCCAUAUCUCCAUGCCUGUCUUGAGGAAGCAUUACGUAUCUACCCACCCUUGGCAGAGACACCUCCGAGGGUCUCACCAGGUGCUUUUGUGAAUGGCCAAUACAUUCCUAAAGGAGUUCGGUUCUUCGGUUCCUCUAGUUUUAAAAAUGAAGAAAAUAUACUAACGACUUCGACAGACCUCCGUAUCGGUUUACCAAUGGGCCACGCAUCACUCGCCGCGUAA